Molecule: messenger RNA, 2971 nt
Organism: Pygocentrus nattereri (red-bellied piranha)
Lineage: Eukaryota; Metazoa; Chordata; Actinopteri; Characiformes; Serrasalmidae
Gene: odad1
Product: outer dynein arm docking complex subunit 1
Exons: 15
Coding region: 127-1824 (565 amino acids)
Biological process (GO): cilium movement; outer dynein arm assembly
Cellular component (GO): axoneme
Source: RefSeq, a predicted model, not a curated record
GUUGCUAACAACUUUGCCUCCGGAGGCUGAACAGAGACCUUCCCAGAGGAAACAGAGCGAAAGUCACUAUUUGCUGUGGUGUCGUGGUUAUUUUAGCCCCCCAUUUUGAAGUUGGAUCCUGUCAACAUGCCUCCUGGAAAAUCAGCAACAAGUGUUCACUCUGACUGCAGUGACAUAGACAUUGAUGGAACUGUAGAGGCUGAAAUGAGUAAACUGCAGAGACAGUUCCGCAUAAUGGAAGGAGAUCGGCAGGCGUACAGGCUUCAGUCACAGGAGCUCAUCCGCAAACAGCGCGUGGAGAUGGAGAAGCUACAGGAGGAGCAGGAGGAGCUUCAGAGGAGUCUGCGAGUGUCCCAGAGCCAAACGCGUAAACAAAGAGACAACCAGGAUGUCCAGCAGCUGCAGACUCUCCUGGCCCAGCGAGACCAGCCGGACGAGCAGCUGGAGAGACAGAGAAUUAACCAGACGGAACUGGAGCAAGAGAUCUUAUGUAUUGGGAAGAAACUGGUAGAGAUGAAGAAAGGAGAGGUCAGCGCAUCUAACAGCCAGAAGUCUAUGGCCCGGCAAACCCAGAAGGCCAGUCGCACCCUGGAAAAUAAACUAGAUCGGGCUCUUGUUUGCUUCAAUGAGCAGUUGGCCAAGAACAGCCAGCUAAGAGAGGAGCUAGAGACUCUGCGCAUGGAGAGAGUUCACUUCCAGCAGCUGCAUCGUAGGCUUGACAAGGAGCUUCAAGAAAUCCGACAGGACAUUGGUGAUGUCAUCCGCAUGUCAACAGCAGCUUAUGAUGCCAGAGUGGAAGCCCAGACAAAGAUGACUAUGAUGAAGGAGAAGGCGGUGAAAGACCUGGCGCUGUAUAAUGUUGAGGUGAAGGAGCUGGAGAGGAUUAUUGCCCACGAGCACCGCCUCAAAGAGUUCAUGGCCACUAAAUGCAACGAAAGGAGUGGCCAGGAGGACAUGCAGGACCUCACCCGCAGACAAGAAAUGAAGGAGCAGCGGAGGACAGACACUGGGGAGGAAACAUUGGAGACUCUUGAGGAAGUGUUCCAGAAGAUUCAGAAGGUGACAGGCGAGGUUGACUUGGAAAUGCUGGUCAGCAAAUUUAUCCAGGUUGAGGACAAAAACUUUGCUCUCUUUAACUACGUGAAUGAGCAGAACACGCAGGCUGAGGCUUUGAGAGAUCAAAUUAGUCAGACAGAAGAGGAGAUGGAGAGUUUUCAUGUGAAGGGCCUGCAGCAGGAGCAGGAGCACCAGGCAGCCCUUAGAGAGGUGAAGGAGCAGCAGACAAACACUGAGUCUGAGGCCCUGGAGUCUGAGGAAAAGGCCAACGCCAUCAGCAAGAUCCUGGACCAGAUAAAGACAGGAAUUAACAGUGUGUUUAAUAAGAUUGACUGCGACCGUGCGGUGGUGGAGGAUUUGCUGGGCUCUUCCUCCGGGAUCAGAGACAACAACAUUAUGACCUACCUCAGCCAGGUGGAGCAGAGGACCAAUGAGCUGCUCACUGUACAGGCCUUUAUCAACUCCAAGGACCUGGAUAAGGAUUAUGACCCAAAGUUAAUGGCUCAGUUCCUGCUUGGACAGAGUCCAGCACUACAGAAACAAGCUGCUGGUGUCCAGCCUCCUUUUACAGGGGAGGACUAUGACACUGAAGGGUCACUUAUCACAGAUGAGGAUGACCACCCUUUGACCCUUGAAGAACUCCGCCAGCGCAUCACAAACGGGGUUCUUCAUAAAGAAGCAGGACUUCAUGCUGGCAAGGGCAGAGAGGCCAAGUUUUCUAAGCUCAGCACACUGCCUAACCCCAGACAGCGCUCUUCAGAGCUCUGAGAGUCCAGGCUUUGGGAAAGAAGUUUGUCUUGUGCAUGAAUAAUGCAGAAAAAUACAGAAAUAUGCAUCUACAUAAACUAUAUGCAAAUAUUCCCACCAUAUUCAAUCAUAAACCCCUUGGCCUAUGCUUCCUUAUCAGAGUGACACUGCAGUGUAGCAGCAGAACUGAAGGGGGCAGCAUAUACCUUAGUUGUGAUUUGUAAUGUUUAGGCGCAGAUCUCCCACUGCAGCUUACCAGACUAUGGUCAUCACUCAAUUUAACAUCUAUAUAAUAAAUGGCAAAGCAUCUGACACGGUUAUAAAACCAGUUAACUAAAUCAUCUUUUUGGUGUUUUUAAAAUAUAUAAAUAGACACAAUUGAAAUAGUUCACAUCACAAUUUCCUGGUAUUGUUCUCUUAAAUACGCUCAGGCUGCUAUUGCCAAACAAUGAGUUAUUUCUGAAGGUGUAUUUCUGUAUGACUUACAGCAUAAUUACUUAUUUUAAACACUUAUGUACCCUUGACUAUUUUAAGCUUUCUAUUCAAAGAACACUGGCAGGCAGGAAAACAGGGGUGAGAGUGGACUUAAGGGGAAUAACUCUGCUUUGUAAAGAUUUCUCUAUAAUGCAGUUGUUAAGAUGUAAAGAAAAUCAUUCAGAGUGGUUUGGUGUGAAAUGGCUGAUUGUAGAGAAACUUACCUACUUAAAUUUCUUAACAGCGCACAUAGAAACCGUGAGUCGCAAUGCCUAUAACACAAAUAAAGCCAUUUUAUUUAUCUAAAACGGCCAGUGGACCUACGUGUCUUGCGGUAUAAAUGAGUAGUUAUGUAAUGUUGAGAUUGGCACAACAAGUCUGUAAAACAAUAGGUUUCCUUUAAGGACUAGUUUACGUUACAACACUCUUACCUCUCCACUGUGAAAGAAUUUUAAUAACACGGUUUAGGGCAAAAGCUUGUCUCAAAACUAUAAAAACACUAAAAUUGCCUGUUUCAGGCAUCAGGCCAGCGUAUCUGUAACUAUCUUGUGUAAUAACUUUCUGUGAGGCAUCUUUUAGAGGCAUUAAAUGCUUUGGACGUCUAUGAAAACCGUCUGCGAACAAUUCUUCAUCUGUAUUACUAAAAUGGAUGGAUGGAUGGAUUAAAGUACAAGAGAAAUGAAAUAAAAGUAUA